Molecule: messenger RNA, 3571 nt
Organism: Aphanomyces astaci
Lineage: Eukaryota; Oomycota; Saprolegniomycetes; Saprolegniales; Verrucalvaceae
Exons: 8
Coding region: 18-3263 (1081 amino acids)
Biological process (GO): inositol phosphate biosynthetic process; inositol metabolic process
Molecular function (GO): 5-diphosphoinositol pentakisphosphate 1-kinase activity; diphosphoinositol pentakisphosphate kinase activity; inositol hexakisphosphate kinase activity
Source: RefSeq, a predicted model, not a curated record
GGUUCAACCAUUUUGGGAUGGGCGCGCAGAUUGCUCGCGAGGACCGCCGCGAGAGCGUCGAUGGAUCGCAAGUGUCGGCGGGAGAGCCACGGGGAAACGGCUUGUUCAGCUUCACCGGCAACCUCAAUGCAGAAACGUCGUCGACACAAGGAUCGCGCUUUGUGAUCGGCGUGUGUGCGAUGGACAAGAAGGCGAAUUCCAAACCGAUGACCGAAAUCUUGUCGCGGUUGCCGAGGCACACGUUCUCCAUUGUCCUGUUUGGAGAUGACAUGAUACUCAAUCACCCUGUGGAAGACUGGCCGCUUUGUGAUGCCUUGAUUGCGUUCUUCUCCACAGGAUUCCCAUUGGAAAAGGCGAUGGAAUACGUCGAACUGCGUCAACCGAUCGUCGUCAACGACUUGUCCAAGCAGAACCUGCUCAUGGACCGGCGCGACGUAUACCGCGUGCUGAAGGACCAUGAUAUCCCGACCCCACGCCACAUCUUUGUCAAUCGAGACCGGUACGAUGGAGACAACGACGGCCACGGACUAGACGAAGCGAACUUCAUCGAGAGCGACGACUACGUCGAGUUGAACGGCGUGCGCAUCCACAAGCCGUUCGUCGAAAAGCCCGUCAACGGCGAAAACCACAAUAUUUACAUCUAUUACCCGACCAAUGCCGGCGGUGGAUGCAAGCACUUGUUCCGCAAGAUUGGCAAUCGGUCAUCCGAGUUUCAUCCGAACGUGAUCAACGUCCGUCGCGAGCCGGGGCAGUCGUACAUUUACGAAGAGUUCAUCUCGACCCAGGGCACCGACGUCAAGGUAUACACAGUCGGGCCCAACUACGCGCACGCAGAAGCGCGCAAGUCGCCCGUGCUGGACGGCAAAGUCAUGCGCGACGCCGUGGGCAAGGAGAUUCGGUACCCCGUGAUCCUCUCGACGCAUGAAAAGGAGAUCGCGUACAAAGUGUGCCGCGCGUUCGGCCAGACCGUGUGCGGAUUCGACAUCCUUCGCGUCGGCAACGAAUCGUACGUGUGCGACGUGAACGGGUGGAGUUUUGUGAAGAACUCGCCCAAGUACUACGACGACUGCUCGGUGCUGCUCCGCCAAUUCCUCGAGCGCGCGCUGGCGGGGUUUGCCGACCCGUACGAAAGCAUGCACUCCCCCACGGACCGGCUUCUCGGCAACAGUUCGUCCAUGUCGCUACUGGACAUGGGGGAACGCAGUGGCGCCGACCACGGCGAGGAUGGACGGCCGUCGGAAAUGCACUCGCCUGGGUUCCACGAUCCACUGGACAACGAAGGCCAGGAAGAAGAGCUGCGAUGUGUGCUAGCCGUGAUUCGACAUGGCGAUCGCACCCCCAAGCAAAAGAUGAAAAUGCUCGUGACGCACCGUCGGUUUCUCGCGUUUUACGAAGACCGCGUGGGCCAAGGCAAGAAGAAGGAUUUGAAGAUCAAGACCAUCAAAGAUCUGGAAGAACUGUUGGCCGUGAGCAAGCAAAUGAUCGACCAACCAGCCCACAACGACGAGUUGGAGAAGGACCAGUUCAAGGGCAUUUGUACCCUGCGCGACGUGCUCGAACGAUGGCAGCUGUGCGGGAUCAACCGGAAAGUCCAAAUGAAACCUCGCGCGUGGACCCACGACGACCAAAAUGACGAUGCGAAAGAAGAAGAAGAAGAAACUGACGGAUCGCUCAAUAAGAAAUGUCGAGUGACCCAGUUGCUUGUGAUCGUCAAAUGGGGCGGAGACCUGACCCAUUCCGGCAUCCAGCAAGCCGAGUCCCUUGGCCAGCAUUUUCGUCAGAUCAUGUACCCCGGCGGAGACGGAGGGCUGCUUCGCCUGCAUUCGACGUACCGCCACGACUUGAAGAUCUACACGAGCGACGAAGGGCGCGUUCAAAAGACGGCAGCGUCGUUUGCCAAGGGUCUGUUGGAAUUGGAAGGCGACAUCGUGCCCAUCUUGGUGAGUUUGGUGCUCAAGUCGAAAGACGCCGACUCGAUGCUGGACCAGUCGGGAUCGUCGGCGCAGGAGAUGAUCUUGCAAGUGAAAGAGCGCCUGCACAACAUUUUGCAUCGAGGGGACGACUGCGGACUCCUCCGGACCAACUCGUCGUCUCGGUUGGUGCGCAGUGUCGCCGCGGCGUUGGACGUGGUGGAGCAACCCAUGAAGAAGAUGGAACGUAUGCACAAGUUGCUCAAUUCGUUAAAGGAACAGCUGACGACAUUUCUCGACAACGACGCCACGGAGAAGGCUGAAAACGCGAUCACCGCCACGGCAUUCGAACGUGAGCAGCUCGCGUGGGCGUACAAACCGCCGUCGCUGGAGCGCCAAGGAUCCGAGACGAGCGUUGUGUCGUGUUUGGAGCCAGUGGCCGACGCGACCGAGCACCGGUCGACUGUGAGUUCGGCAGGCGCGCGGCCGAAGAAACCGGCCGAGCACAUGGCCAACAAGACGCACACCAGGUCCAGCAUGGACCCGUCGUCCAAGAAGAAAAGGGAGCCGUGUGGCCGGGAAACCCUCGAGAUGAUGCGCGAGCGAUGGGCCAAGCUGUACCGCGAUUUUUACUCCAAGAAGCACAACACGUACGACUUGUCCAAGAUCCCCGACAUCCACGACUGCAUCCGAUACGACGCCAUGCACAACGCGCACUUGUACCUCAGUGGCAUUCGCGAACUGCUCGACAUCUCGGCGUCCCUAGCCCACGCGCUGGUACCCCAGGAGUACGGCAUUGACGUGCACGAAAAGCUUCACAUUGGCACCAACAUGUGUCGGUCUUUGCUCAAGAAAGUUCGCGACGACUUGGAUUUGGCCCGCGGGUUCAACAUCACCCAUCGACUCAACCCGACGUUUGCCACGACUGACCACCUCAUCAAGUCAGCGCACCGGUCGGUUCGCACCCGGCUGUACUUUACCAGCGAAUCCCACCUCCACACAUUGCUCAACGUUUUGCGGCACAGUGUCACAGGCCAAGACGAGAACGCUCCCGUGAGUCGGGAAGCUGUGAAAUUCGUCGAGGACAUUCCAGAGCUGUGCUACAUGACGCACAUUGUCGUGCGAGUGUUUGAGCGAGGGGGCUAUCAUAGCUUAGAUCCGCAUCGAUUCCGCGUCGAGUUGUCGCUGUCCCCUGGCGCCACUGGCGACCCCCUGACCGAAUUCUCCCCGAAAGAGCCGCUGUCGGUGGCGCCAUUGAAGGUCAUAUCUCGAGAAGGCCUGACAUGCCAAGAGUUCCAGGACUACAUUUGCAGCGUGAUUGCCUUUGGAAACUCCAAGCCACAGCCAGAAUAACACACAAAGUCACAAAAUGCGAUUGAAUACGUCAUUGGUUGUCGUGGGUUGUUUCCGGUUGUUCCAUGGGGCACUGACUCAUGUCUCGCUUGAUGGUGGGGGACGGAGGCGGUGGCUCACACGCUUCCGGCUGGCGACUCUGGGGCAUGGUCGACUCAAAAUGCGAAAUCUCGUCGUCCUUGGACUUCAAGUGCACGAACUCUUCCUUGCCAGUGUCCAAGUGCACGAUUUCUUUGUUCAGUUCUUCCGACUGCUCAAAGUACGUGAUUUCGCGGUGGGCAAACUCGCCCGUGGUCGAUUCCAUGUGG